CGGUGGCGGGAGUGUCUGCGAUGUAAGGACGACAGAGAAAUAUUCACUUAUUAAAAAGGCUUAAUAUAUUUUUACUUUUUUUUUAGUAUACACGUCGAAAUUUUCCACAAAAUAGAGGAAGAUUUGGAAGACUCUUGGCCGUAUUAGGAGGGAAAGGCGAAGAUGGAAGAGUUCGGUGUUUACGCUGUUUUCGGGGUAAAUGGUCCGCCUCAAAAGUUGCUAAGUGCUGAGGGUGCGUGCAGGGUGUGUGUUGCAGUUCCCCCAUCCGUCCACCAGGUGGUGCUGUUCAGCAGCGGCCCGUGGGGAGAACGCAUCUGCGUCAACGCUGAGCUCAACGACGCCGACCGCUUCCCCAUCACUAUUGGAAAACUGACUCCUUAUAACAAGUGUCUGUCAUGGGAGCAGUGGGAAGAGGAGACAUGGACAGACAGUGUGACACUGAAUGUCACUUUAGAGGGAGGCAACCAGUUAAACUCAGGACCAGAGAUUAUCCUAGCUGUGAAAGAAUACACCCCAAAGGACGUGGUGGCUCCUCUCGCUGCCCGAGAGCUCAAUGGCAAGAGGAAGAGAGAGCGAAUGACUGAGGUGGAUAGCAAUGAUGAAGGGGACAAAGAAGAAGAAGAGAACAUGUCUCCUAAUGGUAGUAAAGAGAAGAACACGCCCGUGCAAAAGCUCAGAGGUCAAAAAUCAAGCAUCAAGAAGCUGUUUCCCAGCGGAGUGAAUGUUUCCAAGACGAAGGGAGCGGUUAAUGGAUCAAAAGAAACCCAGCCAGCGGUGGGAAGAACACCUCCACAGACUGCAGCAAGGACGAAGAGCCGGCAGGCCAAGACUCCCACACAGACUGCUCCACUCGCCGGCCCAUCCGGACGUUGGGGUCAGACAUUGUGCCCCAUAGACUCUCAGACGGCCAUCCUGAUUGGAGGCCAGGGAGCCAGGAUGCAGUUCUGCAAAGAUCCCAUGUGGAAGCUCUGCACAGAGGACAUGUCUUGGGUGGCUGCGGAGACCCUGGCGGAGGGUCCGACCCCUGAGACCCGUAUCGGCCACACGGCCAUCUACGACCGCGACUCCAGGCGCAUCUAUGUGUUCGGAGGCUCAAAGAACAAGAAGUGGUUCAACGACGUGCACAUCCUGGACACGCAGAGCUGGAGGUGGAGCAUGGUGGAGGCGCAGGGGAAGGUCCCCCCGCUGGCCUACCACAGCUGCAGCAUGUUCCGGGGCGAGCUCUUCGUGCUGGGAGGCGUCUUCCCUCGCCCCAACCCGGAGCCCGACGGCUGCAGCGACUCGCUCUACAUCUUCGAUCCCCAGCUCUCCAUCUGGUACCAGCCCAUCGUCACCGGAGACAAGCCCUCCCCCCGCUCAGGUCACUCUGCGUGUGUGAUGCAGCAGCGGUACAUCUACGUGUUCGGCGGGUGGGACACUCCCGUCUGCUAUGACGACAUGCACAUGCUGGACCUCGGUCUGAUGGAGUUUUCUGCUGUCAAAACAUCCGGGAAAGGCCCGUCUCCUCGCAGCUGGCACGGCAGCGCUGUGCUCUCAGACACCAAGUUCCUCAUCCACGGAGGUUACAACGGAAACAACGCCCUCAGUGACUCUUUCAUCUUUGACAUAGAGAAUAGCAGCUGGACAGAGGUGACGCCUCCUCAGCUGUCCGUCCCAAGAGCGGGGCACUCCAUCAUCGCCAUAGAAACGGCCUGCAUCGGCCACUUCUCAGAGGAAGGGAGUGACGGCGGCUCCGGCGGGAAAUCUCUGCUGGUGUUUGGCGGCGGAGACAACGAGGGCAACUUCUACUCCGACCUGACGACCGUUUCCGUGGAGGACUUGCGGGACGCUCUUUAAGGACUGAGGCAGCGACGAUCCCCAAUUCCUGCUUCCUGACUGGACGUGAGAUGGAGAAUGACGAUGUAAUAUGUCACGUGUUGUUUCUUAUCAUGUCAUUUUAAGACCUGGACAAGACCAAAUAAUAGUUUUACUUCCCCCUGAUGCGUCAAAUCUCCGUGGAAGAGCCUGUACUUUCCUUUUCCACAUAACAGUAAUCACCCAAGUAUGUCAUGCUGCACUGAGGGCGAUUAUAACCAGGCGGUACAAAAUCCUGCUUUUAGCGCUGGUUCUCGCCCACACGCUGAGUCAGCACCCUUUUAAUUUGCAAGGAUGAAGCAAGUUUUCAUUCUUUGCACUUGAGCGGAGGGAUGAAUGAACCGGAGGCCCCCGCUCAUUUCAAUAGUGUGUGUGUGUGUGCUCGGCUCUCUUCCCGGCCGCCUCUUGGAUCGCCCCUUUUUCAAUCACCGUGCUGCUGCUCCAUUUUCAUGACCUACAUACAGUCAUUUGUGGGCAGCAUUAAGCACUCAAGCAGCUCCGACCCCAUUUGUCCAUCACAUCGCAUCGGUGUUCGUUCAUAACUGUCAUCUUUCAUGCUCCAGUUAGCGUCACCUUUAAAUUAAAGCAUUUGUGUCUCAGGUUGGUGUUCUUGCACAUAGUAGGUAACAAUAAACCACAAAGACUUUUAAUCUUGAACAGAGGGUCAAUUACAAUAAUUUGAAAGACCCGAAACAAAAUUGAACAAAAUAUAAAUGGUGUUAACUUGUUUGUGUUCAUACAUUUCUUCAGUUUUCAGGGUUAGCAUCAGAAGGAAAUUAUAGGAUUAACACGUCUUUUAGAUUUUAAAAGGUCCACCUUUAUUCCCAGUUUCUUGAUAACUCACUUGUUCUGGUUUUUCUCCAGUAUGAAGUCUCUCAUUACAAUUACCCAAAAUAUUGUUUUUUUAGUCUUAAAAAUAAACAUUGCAGCUUGUGCAGCCCAGUCACAAAGCUGUAAGCUGUAAAUACACUCUGUAAAUACACUCCUACAUCAGACCACAAGAGACGGCUUCUACUGUCCUCGUGUUAAAAUGUGUCACCAAAGCCCCUUUUUUUUUGUAAGUCAAUAAAAGACAUUAAGAUUUUACUUCUUCUUCACAAAA
Molecule: messenger RNA, 2956 nt
Organism: Cololabis saira (Pacific saury)
Lineage: Eukaryota; Metazoa; Chordata; Actinopteri; Beloniformes; Belonidae
Gene: krcp
Product: kelch repeat-containing protein
Exons: 13
Coding region: 163-1836 (557 amino acids)
Molecular function (GO): protein binding
Source: RefSeq, a predicted model, not a curated record